Felis catus (domestic cat) is the source of this 932-nucleotide messenger RNA. RefSeq names its product LY6/PLAUR domain containing 8 (gene LYPD8). Gene Ontology annotation, biological process: defense response to Gram-negative bacterium. Bases 162 to 932 code for a protein of 256 amino acids. The record is from RefSeq and is a predicted model, not a curated record. NCBI's taxonomy places the organism in Eukaryota, Metazoa, Chordata, Mammalia, Carnivora, Felidae. The transcript has 6 exons.
GUUUCUGAUUGUGUAGUCACCUGCUAUAUAAGGCCCUUCACACACCUGCUCUAAUCCUCUGCUGGGAUCCACCUUCUGUGGGCAGUCUCCAGGACAGACUCUGAAGGCUUAGAGCUGUACAGCCACAGUCCUUGUCCUUGUGAGACACCAGAUCCAGCACCAUGAAAGGCAUCCUCCUUACCUGUAUCAUCGCGGCACUUGUGGUAACAGCUGUAGAAUCCCUGAGUUGUGUGCAGUGUAAUUCAUUGACAAACUCCUGUGUCAACAGCAGCAUCACUGGGUGUCCCUCAAGUGCCAAUGUCAGCUGUACCAGUUUCUUGGCCAACUCUUCUCUAGCGGCAGCCAUUGCAUUAUAUCAGGAUAAGGCCUGCUCUGCAGAGAACUGCAGGGAAGGAAGAGACAUGGUUGAAGCUUUCACUGUCCACGUGUCUGGUGAAGAACGUUUUCACUUUACAAGCCAGUGUUGCCAAGGGAAGGAGUGUAAUGACACCAGUGAUGCUCUAGCUCCUCUACAGGAAGAUAUGUCCAACAACACAGAGUGUCUUGCAUGUUAUGGAUCUAAUGAAACUUCCUGUAGUGUGAAAUCCAGGAAAUGUUAUAAAGAAGAACGGUGUGUUAGUCUAGUUGCAGAAUUUAAGACUGAGUCUAAGACGCUUGUGCUGAAAGGCUGUUCCAACAUCAGUAACUCUACCUGUCAGUUCCUAUCUUCUGAGAACCGGACAAUUGGAGGAGUCAUCUUCCGAAAGUUUGAGUGUGUAGACAGUGCCAACACCUCCUCAACCGCCAUUCCCAAUGCAACCUUGACCACCCCUCCUGUUGGCAGCUCCUCAACACCCAUCUCCAAUGAGCCCACCACCCCAGAUAUGGGGUCCAAAGUCUCUUUCACCCCUGCAGCCUUUGCCAGCCUCCUUCUGCUGAGGCUGCUACUCUGA